AUGCUUCUCUCUAGCAUCCUCGUUCUUUCUGCCGCUACCUCGCAGCCGAAGCCGCUCAAGUCACCGCAGCCACUGGAAGCAAACCACAACCACGACAAAGAAGCCCAAGACGACUUCAACCACUACAACCACCACCACCAUCAAGACUACCACCACAACGACUGCCACUACCAGCCCCACACCUGCGCUGCCCCUUUGCAAGGAUGGCAAACUGAGCUUCUUCCUCAAGGCAAAGGCUCUCGAAACCCCACAGGCAACGUCGCGCCCCACUCCGGAAUUGGCAAAUUCAUCAAGGACAUCGGCGGCCCCGCCGGCUUCCGUGACGACGGCGAGCAGUUCAUCCUGUCCGAUGAGGGGUUUGUCACAUCCACUUCGACUGAAAACAUCUUCACUGUGAAGACCAGCGGCAACAACAACCCACCUGUCGGUGACAUCAUGAUCGUCAGCAAGGAAGCCUCCAUCUCCAGCAACUGGUCCCCUCUUCGUUGCAACGGCGAGCGCUCCGGUGCAUUGAACUGCAUUGCCAACAAUGGCAACCGCCGUAUCGCUCAGGCUUGCGGCAACUUUAUCAACUUUGAUUCCGCUCGCAAUGGCAACUGCCAGGAAGUCAUUGCCUUCAGCACAAUCCCAACCUGCCGCUUCCAGUAA
Messenger RNA from Cyphellophora attinorum, 648 nucleotides. RefSeq lists its product as uncharacterized. Lineage: Eukaryota; Fungi; Ascomycota; Eurotiomycetes; Chaetothyriales; Cyphellophoraceae. The transcript is spliced from 3 exons. Bases 1 to 648 code for a protein of 215 amino acids. The record is from RefSeq and is a predicted model, not a curated record.